UAAAAAUGGCGUUUGCUUAGAAGGCAUUCUUUCUUGGAAUUUUAGAUUAUUGUGUGAAAAGUUAUGAUACUUUGAUGGUUUGAGAGUGAUCGAGGCGUGAUUUCAUUAGAUUUCUCAGACGUAUUAAUUUUUGAAGAGUUAUAAUGGCUCAGGGUCGUCCAAUCAAAUGUGUUGUUGUUGGAGAUGGAACGGUGGGGAAAACCUGCAUGCUGAUCUCGUACACUACCGACAGUUUUCCUGGAGAGUAUGUCCCUACAGUCUUCGAUAACUACACUGCCAAUUUGAUGGUGGACGGAAUACCAGUCAGCUUGGGAUUGUGGGAUACUGCGGGCCAGGAGGACUAUGACAGACUACGACCUCUCUCUUACCCUCAGACGGAUGUGUUUCUGAUAUGCUUCAGUGUUGUGAGUCCAUCUUCACAUGAGAAUGUGACAACGAAAUGGCAGCCAGAAAUCAAACACCAUUGUCCAGACGCUCCCAUUAUAAUUGUCGGUACAAAAAUAGAUUUACGAGAGAACAAGGAAGCGAUUGGUCAGCUAGCUGCUCAAGGACUUUCACCAAUCAAACGAGAGCAGGGAAUAAAAGUGGCCAAUAAAAUUCGAGCUAAGAAGUACAUGGAGUGCUCAGCGCUGACGCAGCGUGGUCUCAAACAGGUGUUCGAUGAAGCGGUGCGAGCAGUAUUACAACCUCAAACGACGAACCGCCGUGAGACGAAGUGUGUCGUGCUGUGACCGCGGCCAUGCUCUGCCAAUCACAGAACAACACGGAAUGACUGCAGCACGUGACCGCAAUGGAUGAAGUUUUACAUGUUUUACUUGACCAAUCAACGGCAGCCUUUGCAAUUCAGAAACAUUUCCUCAACAAAAGAUUCUAGAAAAUAUAGUUUACUUCAGUUAAAAUAUACUUUGCCCUGGCAUCUUUGUAUCUCUGUAUUGAAAUUGCCCCAGCAAAAAUAAAUUUAAUUCAAAAUUAGUUUGCUUCAGCUAAAAUACACUUUGCCUUGGCAUUUGUAUUUUAAAUGUUAGUAUUUUUAUAUUGAAAUUGACUCAGUAAAAACUAAAUUAAUUCAAAAUCAGUUUACUUCAGCUUAAAUACACUUUGCCUUGCCAGUUGUUAUUUUAAAUGGUAGUAUCUCUUGAUGAAUGCAAAAGUACUUUGCUUCUGCUAAAAUGCACUUGCUGUGGCAAUUGUAUUUUAAAUGUCUUUUUACAAUUGUCUCUUCACUGAUAAAAACAAGAGAGAAAAAAGCUACACUUAGUUUAUUUUAUGUCAGCUUUUUACCUUGACAUUGCCGAAACGCUGAGGUGAAUUGCAAUGGCUGCAGCAGUAGGCUUGGAAGUGUUCACCCAUACACUCUGAAAACAUUUACCUACAUAACCAACCUAAUCACUUGCCUUUUUAUAAAUACUGUAAUUAUGAUAAUUUUCUUACGCUGUAUUCAGUAAUUUUCUGAUUAGGUGACCUGUAUACUCUUCAUGUUGUUCUGUAUGCCGAUAAAAGAAUUAUGACAAUUAGUUUGUUAACUUCUGUAAGUGCCUGAGUAGAAGCCUAGGCUUCUGUUUAUUUCAUGACUCUCUCAGACUCUCUAUUCAAUGUAGACUUCUGUUUAUUGCAUGACUCUCUCAGACUGCCUCUAUUCAAGGUAGACUUCUGUUUAUUUCAUGACUCUCUCAGACUGUCUCUAUUCAAGGUAGACUUCUGUUUAUUGCAUGACUCUCUCAGACUGUCUCUAUUCAAUGUAGACUUCUGUUUAUUGCAUGACUCUCUCAGACUGUCUCUAUUCAAGGUAGACUCCUGUUUAUUUCAUGACUGUCUCAGACUGUCUCUAUUCAAGGUAGACUUCUGUUUAUUUCAUGACUCUCUCAGACUGUCUCUAUUCAAGGUAGACUUCUAUUUAUUGCAUGACUCUCUCAGACUGUCUCUAUUCAAGGUAGACUCCUAUUUAUUUCAUGACUGUCUCAGACUGUCUCUAUUCAAGGUAGACUUCUGUUUAUUUCAUGACUCUCUCAGACUGUCUCUAUUCAAGGUAGACUUCUAUUUAUUGCAUGACUCUCUCAGACUGUCUCUAUUCAAGGUAGACUUCUAUUUAUUGCAUGACUCUCUCAGACUGUCUCUAUUCAAGGUAGACUCCUAUUUAUUUCAUGACUCUCUCAGACUGUCUCUAUUCAAGGUAGACUUCUGUUUAUUUCAUGACUCCCUCAGACUGCCUCUAUUCAAGGUAGACUUCUGUUUAUUUCAUGACACUCUCAGACUGCCUCUAUUCAAGGUAGGCUUCUAUUUACUUCCUGCAGAAUUUUCUAACAGAGGCAGGUUUCUAUUCAAGGCAACCCUCUUUAUUUUUUUUGCAGCACCCUGAGACCAGGCUAGGGAUUUUUGAAGAAAUCUUAGCACUACAAAAUCAUAAAACCAGCAUAAAACCAUCGUAGGUUGUUACAUUGUUACAGUGAUGUCAUCGCUUGCGCUGAUUUUCCAAUUUCGUAGCCCUACGAUAGCUUCUAAAACCACCUGACCUGGCUUCACCUCGAGGCAGGCUUCUACUCACAGGUUUACAGUGUUUUAAUAAGUCAUUGUUGGUUGCAUUUGUCCAUCAUGUCCAUUGUUUGAAAGUUUCCGAUGAUAGGUUACAAUGUUUAGUGCUAUCUUUUUCAAAGUUCAAUGAACUUGUGAGUCAUUUCCAAUUAUGAACAGUUUUACUACCAUACAUACAUGUAUGCUAUGGUGGAACAGGUUAACCCAGUGUAUGCUUUUGAAACAAAAAACAAAUGUUACUUGAAAAGAAAUAAGGGUAAUUUUAGUGCUUAAGCCUAAAACAAAUUGUGUGUUUCGGGAAAUUUGCUGAAAAACAUUAGUUACAUGUAGAGUGGUCAGCAUUUGAAAACCUCCAAAUUAUAUAAAAAUGUUUUUACUACAUUCACCCAUAUGGGUGGAGAUAAAAUGUUAUGUAUGUACUUUUUUCACCUACAUGUUAAUACAAAAAACAACAACAAAUAGUACAGUGAAACCUGUUUAAACUGGACCCUGAACAAACCAGAAUCCUGUCAAAACCGGACGAGUUUCAUUUUCUAAAUUCUAAAAUGCGACUCUCAAAAACAAUUGAUCCUGUCUAUUAGGUCCUCGGCACGAUCCGGUUUGUACUGGUUUUGGUUUUACUAUAAUAUAUAUUAGGAUCCCCCCUUUACUCUGUAGAGUUGUUUUAAAUUGUAGGCUUUACCAGUGUACACUUUAUGAUGUGGGUGUGAGUGAUUUUCUAAAAAGAGAUUCAAUAUGGUUUUGUAUGCUGUGAAAAUGUUGAUAAUUAUCAACGGCUUGUUAAUUAUUUUAAAACAUCAGUAUUGGAUUUCUCCAUCGGUUCAGAUUUUCAGUGUUUGCGAUGAUUGCUUACACACUUUAAUGAUGAUAGGUUACACACUUUAAUGAUGAUAGGUUACACACUUUGAGAAUGAUAAGUUACACACUUUAAUGAUGAUAGGUUACACACUUUAACGAUGAUAAGUUACACACUUUUGGAGUUAAACAAAAGUUAAACAAAUUUAUGUGUAUGUAUCGGCUCUAUUUUUCAUUAAAUGUAAGUUCUAAAUUAAUUAAACUUGGUUUAUAGUUGCAUAUACCAGUAUUCAUCUCAAUACAUAUUUGAAAAAAAUAGAUAAUUUAUAUUUUUAAUUGUCUUUACAUUAGCUCUAUUUCCCACUAAAUAUAAGUUCUACAUCAAUGAAACUUGGUUUAUACUGGUAGUUGAA
This is a messenger RNA of Gigantopelta aegis, 3737 nucleotides long. Its product is annotated as ras-related C3 botulinum toxin substrate 1-like. Lineage: Eukaryota; Metazoa; Mollusca; Gastropoda; Neomphalida; Peltospiridae. The coding region runs from base 144 to 731 and encodes 195 amino acids. Gene Ontology annotation, molecular function: GTP binding; GTPase activity. The record is from RefSeq and is a predicted model, not a curated record. Gene Ontology annotation, biological process: small GTPase-mediated signal transduction. The transcript has 6 exons.